Messenger RNA from Rhinichthys klamathensis goyatoka, 527 nucleotides. RefSeq names its product RNA polymerase II subunit J (gene polr2j). The transcript has 4 exons. Gene Ontology annotation, biological process: transcription by RNA polymerase II. The record is from RefSeq and is a predicted model, not a curated record. Gene Ontology annotation, cellular component: RNA polymerase II, core complex. Bases 90 to 443 code for a protein of 117 amino acids. Gene Ontology annotation, molecular function: DNA binding; protein dimerization activity. Lineage: Eukaryota; Metazoa; Chordata; Actinopteri; Cypriniformes; Leuciscidae.
GAUUGGUCGUGUGUGAAACUGGCGUAGUGCGCAUGCGCAGUGCAGUGUGCGUCCAUUAGCAGGAGGGUCGCUGCUGGUUUUCAAACAGGAUGAACGCGCCACCGGCAUUCGAGUCCUUUUUGCUAUUCGAGGGAGAAAAGAAGAUCACAAUAGUUAAAGACACCAAGGUGCCGAAUGCAUGUCUGUUCACACUGAAUAAAGAGGAUCACACGCUGGGGAACAUCAUCCGCUCGCAACUGCUGAAGGACCCUCAGGUGCUGUUUGCUGGGUAUAAGGUUCCUCAUCCUCUAGAACACAAGAUUGUGAUCCGCGUUCAGACGACACCAGACUACAGUCCCCAGGAAGCCUUCACUAAUGCCAUCACUGAUCUGAUCAGUGAGCUGUCCCUGCUGGAGGAGCGAUUCAGGGUUGCCAUCAAAGACAAGCAGGAGGGAAUAGAAUGAAGAACCAUCACACUCCACUGGAUGACAACAACUCAUUCUCAACUAACUGAAUUGCUACAUUAGUAUUUAAAAAAAAAAAAAAAU